UGGCACACCUCUCUGAAGGUAGCUCGAGCUCGAAACAUGUUACUGGCCUUAGUUGGAUUAAAACCGCGUAAUAAAGUCGAGCGAGCGCCUCUUUCCCAUUAAAUUUUCCCCAAAAAUGAGGGAAAACGGCGCAACGUCAGCCUCGAAAAUCGAAUUUUCCAAGACGUGGAAAUUGUAAACAAGUGUAUUGAUUUUGGGUGUCGCGUGUAUGAUUGUGUUAUUCCGACGUCAUGCGCGGUGUUGGUGUUGUUUUUCUUAAAACGUGGUGAUUUUGUGGAUAAUUCAACGACAGAUCAUGGUUGCUUUAUGAUAUGGCGGAAGUUAAACCCUUGUAUUCGACAUGUGUUGCCGUUUUGGGAUUUAUCUGUUUCGUAGUUGGCGCCACUGCCGUCGGAAUACCCAUGUGGGGGUAUUUCGAUAAUCUUGGUGGACACGGCAACGAAGAACGGGGAUAUUUCGGGCCUUGGAAGACUUGCAAACUUCUUCUGUACAACAGGGAGAGGUGCGGGAAUGACUCGUCAAAUUUCCGAACCACGAUUGCGGUGUGGGUGGCUGGUGUGGUUGCCGCAAUCGGAGUGACAAUUUUGGGGAUCUUCUGCUUUCUGAGUGUCAUCCAGCUGGCAAUGUUGAGUUCGAAGGAAAAAGUGAUGAUGAAAUACAGCAUAGUCGUCGCAACGAAAGUAGCGUUAGGACUCCUAGCGACUUUAUUGGCGAUCGCAGCAGCUGGUCUCUUUGCCCUUCAAGCCGACGACCGACGACGCACUGGCUUUGAGAUUAGCAGAGGGCCCGGAUUUUAUAUUCAGAUUUUGUUGAUAGUCUUAACGGUGAUACUGUUUGCGAUGUCGGUGUAUGACGUCCUGCUCUCGAGGAGAGAGGGCGGAGACCCCACGAGGGUUGCAGUGCCAAUGGAAGGUGCCACCUUUGGGAAUCCCGGCUUUCGGGAGCGAACCAACGGGCGAAGCGUUUCGGUGACGGACGCCAGCGGUAAGCCCUACAUGCCCACGGCUUCCAACGGGAGCAUGGCUUCGAUGAACACCACUUCGACGACCAUUGGGUCCACAAACGGGUCAACUGUGGGGUCGUCAGUAACGCGGUCGCCGCUGCGGUCCAGUUUGAAAAAGCCGAAGCCCAAGGACGGGCUCGGUAUCCAAAAUCCGGGCUUUUCCGGGACGUCGCCCACGCUCUCCCGGAAUGGGAGCACGAAAAAAGUUCGGAUACAGACCCACAGUACUGAAGUGUAGUGCUGAACUUGAUUAUUUAUUUGUCAUAAUGAACAAGUACAAACACCCAAUUGGCUUAAGUGCACUUAUUUUAUGAAGGAAGCGAGUGAAAUGUAUAUAAAGAUAUGAAGUACAUGACGUUGUAAAUAUCUAAGCUACUUAUUUACACUUAUUUUUAUUCCGUCCAGCAACAAAGUUGUGUUUUUUAUUUUGUGUUUAUAGUUUAUAUAUUUUAUUGUAACCGUUUGUGAAACGGAGAAAUUUUGACAUAUUUUAUUAUUGUUAUUUCGAUGUUUUAUGGGUUGGGUAUGUCACUGGAAAAGUCUAUUGCUUUAACUAGAACUAGGACUAAUCGAACUUAGUUUUGUAAAUAGUCCCUCCCUCCAAAAUUCCGGGCUUUUAUUUGAUGUACUUUAUCAUAACUUUUUGUGAUACUAAAUAGAGCUGUAUCAUACGUAA
Tribolium castaneum (red flour beetle) is the source of this 1679-nucleotide messenger RNA. RefSeq lists its product as uncharacterized. NCBI's taxonomy places the organism in Eukaryota, Metazoa, Arthropoda, Insecta, Coleoptera, Tenebrionidae. The coding region runs from base 312 to 1241 and encodes 309 amino acids. The transcript has 6 exons. The record is from RefSeq and is a predicted model, not a curated record.